CCUCCCGCUCAUAGCCCAAUCCAGGGCAAGCCCAGUGGCACGAAAGCGCCCGUGGUUUCCAGAAGGAAUCCGGCGCAGGCGAGCCCAGCGCCCAAACCCGAACAGCAAUAUAUCCCUUUCGUCUCGCGCACCCCCACCUCCCCUCCCGAUCACCCCGUGCGUCGCCGUGCUUCUUCCCCGUCCACUCGCCGCGUCGCCGUCCGCCUCCUCCUCCUCAACCACUCGUCGCCGCGGCCGCCGUCCGCCGGCGUCGCGUCCCUGCAGGCAGACCGGAGAAGGCAGGGGGGUCCGCUGCGAUGGCGCGCGUGUACGUCGGGAGCCUGGACCCUGCUGUGACGGCCCGGGAGCUCGAGGACGAGUUCCGCGUGUUCGGGGUUCUCCGGAGUGUAUGGGUUGCAAGGAAGCCACCUGGUUUUGCAUUUGUUGAUUUUGAUGACAGGAGGGAUGCUCAGGAUGCAAUUAAAGAUUUAGAUGGCAAGAAUGGUUGGAGAGUUGAGUUGUCUCGUAAUGCCAGCAGUGGCCGUGGUGGUCGUGAUCGAUCUGGUGGAUCUGAGAUGAAGUGUUAUGAGUGUGGUGAGUCUGGUCACUUUGCCCGUGAAUGCCGUCUGAGGAUUGGUUCUGGGGGCCUAGGCAGUGGAAGGCGUCGCAGCAGGAGUCGAAGCCGUAGCCGCAGUCGGAGCCCUAGAUACCGCAGGAGUCCAAGCUAUAGCAGAAGAAGCUACAGCCGCUCUCCAAGGCGUCGUAGUGUGUCACCGGCUCGUGGGCGCAGUGUGAGCAGGUCACCAGUCCGUGGACGUGAUGAAUCUCCCGCCUAUGGCAACGGGUAUCGCCGCAGCAGGAGCUAGAGCUGUAUGUUCUGUCUGGAGAGUGUUCUGUUGCAAAUAUUGCUCUAUACCCGUCAGCUAUGAACAGUGUCCUGUCCCCCAUUUGAAACAUCCGCCAUCGACUGCUUGAGUUUGGUUAAGUUCCCCAUAACUUUUACCGCCCUAUUAUGGUUGUGUUUGAUUUUAUCUCUAGAUAAACUUAUGGAUUGGGUGUAUCAUUAACUAAGACCAGCUGUCUUCUCUUUUGUGUGUUAAAAAGGCAUCGUCCUGCACUGCUUAAAA
Aegilops tauschii subsp. strangulata is the source of this 1106-nucleotide messenger RNA. Its product is annotated as serine/arginine-rich splicing factor RSZ21A. Gene Ontology annotation, molecular function: zinc ion binding; RNA binding. The record is from RefSeq and is a predicted model, not a curated record. Lineage: Eukaryota; Viridiplantae; Streptophyta; Magnoliopsida; Poales; Poaceae.